UCUUGUUUUUACUCCGUUGUAGUGACAGAAAUUCCAGGAAAAAUUCGUUUCAUUUUCAUACUACUCUCACUCAUUUUUUCCUCUCAGUAAAACCCCCCUAAAACUCACCUGCUCUUCAUCUUCAUCCCACUCUCUCCUCAAAUCCAUCUCCGCCAUUUUUGUCGACCUUCAUCUCUCUCCAAUUCUCCAUUCUCCGCCAUAGCCAAACGAUCGAGAACCUCGAGAGAGAUUCCCACUCACACAACGAAGUAGUGCAAAUUCAAAUAUAGAAAGAGAAAGUGAGGAUUUCAAUGGCGUUGUCUGCUUCAGACCUUCCGAUGAUGUAUCAAUUGCUCGCUAAUUCUCUCAGCGGCGACCAAACUGUGAGAAAACCGGCGGAAACUGCGCUUUCUCAGUCCGAAAGUCGGCCUGGUUUCUGCUCUUGCUUAUUGGAGGUGAUUACUGCGCAAGAUUUGGCUGCUCAGGUUGAUGUUCGUUUGAUGGCUACGGUUUAUUUUAAGAACAGUAUUAAUCGGUAUUGGCGAAAUAGGCGGGAUUCUAUGGGAAUCAGCGCAGAGGAGAAAAUUCAUUUGAGGCAAAAGUUGCUAUCUUAUUUGAGAGAAGAAAAUGAUAAGAUAGCUUUGAUGCUGGCAGUUUUGAUUUCAAAAAUUGCACGUUUUGAUUAUCCUAAAGAGUGGCCUGAACUAUUUUCAAUUUUAGCUCAGCAGCUUCAAUCAGCAGAUGUUCUUUCUUCCCAUAGGAUUUUUUUGAUUCUCUUUCGGACUUUAAAGGAGUUGUCAACUAAACGGCUAACUUCAGACCAAAGAAAUUAUGCAGAGAUUUCUUCCCAUUUCUUUGAUUACUGCUGGCUUCUCUGGCAAAGUGAUGUACAGAGAAUUUUGCAUGGUUUUACUGAAUUGGCACAUAGCUUCAGCUCAAAUGUCUUGGACCAGCAUCAAAAUGAGCUGUUUCUAAUAUGUGAGAGAUGGUAUUUGUGCUUAAAGAUUAUACGCCAGUUAGUUAUCUCCGGCCACCAGAGUGAUUCCAGAUCUAUGCAGGAAGUCCGACAGGUCAAGGAGGUUUCCCCCAUGUUACUAAGCGCUAUUCGGUCAAUAAUUCCUUAUUAUUCAUCUUUCCAAGAACGGCAUCCUAGGUUCUGGGAUUUCACAAAAAAAGCAUGCACUAAGAUGAUGAAGGUUCUAAUUGCUUUUCAGGGAAAACAUCCUUUCUCAUUUGGGGAUAAGAGUGUCCUUUCACCAGUCAUGGAAUUUUGCUUAAAUAAGAUCACAAAUCCAGAGGCUGAACUUUUUUCAUUUGAGCAAUUUCUUAUCCAGUGUAUGGUGUUAGUAAAAUCUACCCUGGAAUGUAAAGACUACAGUCUUAGUUUGAUUGGUCGUGUGCUGGAUGAAAAUGCAGUCACUUUAGAGCAGAGGAAGAAAAAUAUCUCUUCUGCCAUUGCUGGGAACCUUGCCUCGCUCUUCCCCAAUGAUCUUGUGGUACUUUUAUGCAAUGUAUUAGUGCGAAGGUAUUUUGUUUUAUCAGCAAGUGAUUUGGAAGAAUGGAGCCAGAAUCCUGAAGGUUUUCAUCAUGAACAAGACAUGGUGCAGUGGACUGAGAAACUAAGGCCCUGCGCUGAAGCUCUUUACAUUGUUUUAUUUCACAAGUACAGCCAACUGCUAGGUCCUGUGAUAGUCUCCAUUCUUCAAGAAGCAAUGAGCGGCUGCCCUACUUCAGUCACUGAAAUUACCCCAGGGUUGCUUCUCAAGGAUGCUGCUUAUGGAGCUGCAGCAUAUGUUUAUUAUGAACUCUCAAAUUACCUAAGCUUUAAAGACUGGUUUAAUGGCGCGUUGUCGUUGGAACUAACGAAUGAUCAUCCCAACAUGCGUGUCAUCCAUCGGAAGGUUGCAUUGAUACUUGGUCAAUGGGUGUCAGAGAUUAAAGAUGAUACAAAGAGAUCGGUGUAUUGUGCUGCCAUCAAGCUGCUCCAGGAUAGAGACCUUGCUGUGAAACUGGCAGCAUGUAGGACUUUGUGCUUGUUAAUAGAAGACUCAAACUUUUCUGAGAAGGACUUCAUCGAUCUUCUACCAUUAUGUUGGGAUUCAUGUUUUAAUUUGGUUGAGGAGGUUGCGGAGUUUGAUUCAAAGGUCCAGGUUUUAAAUUUGAUAUCUGUUCUUCUUGGACACAUUGGUCAAGUAAUACCUUAUGUGGACAAGUUAGUGAAGUUUUUCCAGAAGGUCUGGGAUGAAUCUUCUGGAGAGAGUCUUCUGCAAAUGCAGCUUCUAAUUGCACUAAAGAACUUUGUUGUGGCCCUUGGGUAUCAUUCACCUGUAUGCUACAACGUAUUACUGCCCAUUUUGCAAAGAGGAAUAGAUGUGAAUGGUCCAGAUGAACUCAAUCUUAUGGAGGACAGUAUGGUGUUGUGGGAGACUACCCUUACUUAUGCUCCAUCAAUGGUUCCACACCUAGUGGACUUCUUCCCGUGUCUUGUGGAUAUCAUUGAAAGAAGUUUUGAUCACCUGACGGUUGCGGUUGACAUUAUCGAAGAUUACAUUAUCUUGGGUGGUACUGAGUUCUUAAAUCGCCAUGCCUCUAGUGUAGCUAAACUUCUGGAUAUGAUAGUUGGAAAUGUAAAUGAUAGGGGCCUUCUGUCAGUCCUUCCUGUCAUUGAUAUUCUAGUGCAGUGCUACCCUAUGGAAGUACCUCCACUUAUCAGCAGUACUCUUCAGAAAUUGGUUGUUGCCUGUUUGUGUGGAGGAGAUGAGCGUGACCCCUCUAAAACAGCUGUAAAAUCAUCGUCAGCCGCCAUUUUAGCGAGGAUUUUAGUGCUGAACACUAAUUACCUUGCCCAGUUGACAUCAGAGUCUUCACUUUUGGAACAACUCCAAAGUGCAGGUUUUCCUAUGGAAGAAAACUUACUUCUCUGUCUGGUUGAUAUAUGGCUAGAGAAGGUUGAUAAUAUGACUUCAAUUCAGAGAAAAAUAAUUGGCUUAGCGCUGUCUGUUAUUUUGUCCUUAAGGCUACCUCAAGUUCUUGAUAAACUUGACCAGAUCCUCAGUACUUGUACCAGUGUAAUCUUGGGUGGUAAUGAUGACUUGUCUGAAGGAGAGUCCAGGCCUCAAAUUGAAGGAGCUGUUCUGAGUAAAGAGUUCAAGAAGCGCCAGAUCAAAUCCUCAGACCCUAUCAAUCAGAUGUCACUGGAGAAUGCAGUGAGAGAAAACCUUCAAACAUGCGCUGCCCUUCAUGGAGAUACCUUUAAUGCUGCAAUAAAUAGAAUGCAUCCUUCAGCACUUACGCAAAUGAAGCAGGCAUUGAAGAUGUCCUAACAACAUAAUUGUACUACUGCUUAUUUUCAACAUUCACUCCUUGCAAUUUUUGAUAAUUCCAUGCUUGGAGAAGUUGAGGUUAUAUCCCUGAACCUCGUAUCUAUUGUGAGUGAAGAUUUCAUUGCCAAGUGUUUUUGGUGGCAAGCUUGUUGCGUGAUGCGGAUUCUUUAUGAUUCUUUCGAUUUGUGUUGGGCCUUCUCCCCUCUUUUUUAGUUUACAUUUUCUUUUUCCUCAUUAUUCUUGUUGUUCUUUUAACCAAUACCUUAGCCUCUUGUACAUGCCAAUUGUGGUGAUAGGAACUCUGUACAUAGGCAUUGAGCAUGUCUUUGUAUGUAUUCCUAAUUCCCUACGCAAGAGUCAGCUAUAAUUUCAUAGAUUGUUCCUCAUGUAAUGAGAUAUCACAGGAAGUAAAAGCCGUAUGAUUGUUUUGCCUUAGUGUAGUUUGUAAAUUGUGGGGAAAAAAAAAAAUCAAAGAUAACAUGUUUUGACAUCUCUUGUGCUCUCAUGUAAUACUUUGUAAAUUUUGAUUCAUCCUUUGCCAUUCCUCCUAGUGGCUAGUGGUGGGUUUUGUGGCAUGGAUAGCCAUUUAGGACCAGUUAUUAUCAAUUAUUUUUAGGGAAAAAAAAAAAAAAAGAGCAUUGAAAAAAAUUAAGAAUUGUUCUCAUGAAUUUAUUAUUCGUAUUCUAUAAGUAUUACAAUUUUGUGGUUUUCAUCC
This is a messenger RNA of Chenopodium quinoa (quinoa), 4017 nucleotides long. Its product is annotated as importin-11-like. Gene Ontology annotation, cellular component: nuclear envelope; cytosol. NCBI's taxonomy places the organism in Eukaryota, Viridiplantae, Streptophyta, Magnoliopsida, Caryophyllales, Amaranthaceae. Gene Ontology annotation, biological process: protein import into nucleus. The transcript has 24 exons. The record is from RefSeq and is a predicted model, not a curated record. The coding region runs from base 291 to 3302 and encodes 1003 amino acids. Gene Ontology annotation, molecular function: small GTPase binding.